AUGGCAAAAUUUGGGGUCCUUUUAUUGUUCAUCUUCUCCAUGUUCUACGUUGCAAUGCCUAAUAACCUGACCUUAAUCCCAGAACAAAUAACAUUUCCACAUCCACUUUGCAGGUCCCAAAUCGCGCUGGUGAACUUUGCAUGCGCGAUGGUGCCUAUACUCCCGAUGCCACAGCCCCCUCCUCCGCCGGCAGAUGGGAAUGGGCUUAGACACCGACACCGGCGUCGACACAGGCACAUGCAUAGACAUGGGAGUCAUGAGACACCCGAACAGCGUUACUGUUGUGAAUGGCUGAGGCAAAUGGACACGUUGUGUGUGUGUGAGAUACUGUAUCACUUGCCGCCUUUCCUUUGGAAGCCUAAUCAUAAGUAUACCGUUGUCGUCGACGAUGAAUGCAGCGUCACCUUCUUGUGUCAAGGUCGGCAACGGCUUUGA
Messenger RNA from Gossypium raimondii (Peruvian cotton), 435 nucleotides. RefSeq lists its product as uncharacterized. Lineage: Eukaryota; Viridiplantae; Streptophyta; Magnoliopsida; Malvales; Malvaceae. Bases 1 to 435 code for a protein of 144 amino acids. The transcript has a single exon. The record is from RefSeq and is a predicted model, not a curated record.